AUGGGCGAUCGAACCGAACCACUGCAAUCUGACGAAACGCCCGAGAACCCGUUUACGCAGAACGAAAACGAUCUUUCUUGUCGGUUCAUUCGAGAAGUAACGGCCCAAGAUGUGGAAAAUGGUGUCGACAUGCAAGGAAUAACCUGGGAGGCUUUUAAUGUGACUCGUGACGGAUAUCGUGAAGUCCGUCUUGCAGAAUACAUGAAUUAUGAGAAUAUUGUUCCAAAGUUGAAUAAUCUCACACGAGAGGAUCUCAAACCGGUUCAGACUGAUGGCCAAUAUUACAAAUUCAAAUACACGACUCUCACACAUAAAUGCUCGAUUGUACAUUUCCAAUUGCGAAAUUUGUUAUGGGCAACCACUAGAAACGACGUCUACUUUACAAAUGGAACACGAAUAGGUCAUUGGAAUUCAAUACGGAAACAAACAAGGUUCGAGCUGGACUCUCAACCUCUUGGGCGACCACAGCACAGCUUUGACAUAAGUACAAUAGCAUGCAAAUAUGAUUUUUUGCUUGCCGGAGGUUUAUAUGGCGAAUAUGCAUGUCGACGUUUGGACUCUACAACCAUACAUCACGACGUCAUAACAGAAGAUAAUAAUGGAAUAACUAACCACAUAGACAUUAUUAAAUCCCGCGCUGGACCCAUUGUUGCAGUUAUUUCGAGUAACGACCAAAAAUCACGGAUAAUGGAUUUGGCAACUUUGAAGUUCACAAACAUUUACGAAUUUGACUGGCCAGUUAACUGCACAGCUGUCAGUCCAGACAAGAGUAUGUUAUGCGUUGUCGGAGACGAUGUUGAAACAAAAAUCGUCGAUGCUAAUAGUGGUCAAAACAUUACAACGCUGGUCGGUCAUUUGGACUAUUCCUUUGCUUGCUGCUGGAGUCCGGAUGGCCUGCUUAUUGCAACAGGGAAUCAAGAUAAAACUACACGAUUGUACGAUGUGCGAAAAAUGUCCACGACUCUGGGGGUGCUGGGUGCUAGACUGGGGGCAGUCCGGUCCCUUCAUUUUUCGGAAGACGGCCGUUAUAUGGCCAUGGCAGAACCUGCUGACUUUGUUCAUGUAUUUGAUGCGAAGACCUUUGAGCGAUCUCAAGUUAUAGAUAUAUUUGGUGAGAUUGCUGGUGUUUCUUUCACGCCAGAUACGGAGGGCUUAUAUAUUGCUAAUGCAGACGAAAAUUAUGGAUGUAUAAUGGAAUUCGAAAGUAUUUCACCGGUAAAUCAUAUAGAAAAUAUAUGGCUGUAG
Messenger RNA from Paraglomus brasilianum, 1245 nucleotides. Lineage: Eukaryota; Fungi; Glomeromycota; Glomeromycetes; Paraglomerales; Paraglomeraceae. The record is from the annotation of a GenBank genome assembly.